Messenger RNA from Hansenula anomala, 369 nucleotides. RefSeq names its product GTPase-activating protein AGE2. Gene Ontology annotation, molecular function: GTPase activator activity; metal ion binding. The record is from RefSeq and is a predicted model, not a curated record. The transcript has a single exon. Gene Ontology annotation, biological process: intra-Golgi vesicle-mediated transport; endocytosis; endoplasmic reticulum to Golgi vesicle-mediated transport. The annotation marks the transcript as partial. NCBI's taxonomy places the organism in Eukaryota, Fungi, Ascomycota, Saccharomycetes, Phaffomycetales, Wickerhamomycetaceae. Gene Ontology annotation, cellular component: Golgi apparatus.
AUGAGCUCCAGAGUAAAAAAGACCAAUGACAAGAACCAACAGAUCCUCAAAGUGCUAUUGAAAGAGCCUGGUAACUCACACUGUGCUGAUUGUAAAACUGCAAGUCACCCUAGAUGGGCCAGCUGGAAUUUAGGGAUCUUUAUAUGUAUUCGUUGCUCAGGGAUCCAUAGAAGCAUGGGUACCCAUAUUUCUAGAGUGAAAUCUGUUGACUUGGAUACCUGGACCGAUGAACAGAUUCAAUCCAUUGUGAAAUGGGGGAAUGAGAAGGCUAACAAAUUCUGGGAAGCUAAAUUACCAAAUAACAAUCAUGUUCCUGAUGAUUCCAAGAUUGAAAAUUUCAUAAGAACAAAGUACGAUAUGAAGAAAUGG